Micromonas commoda is the source of this 1671-nucleotide messenger RNA. RefSeq lists its product with no specific name. The record is from RefSeq and is a predicted model, not a curated record. Bases 1 to 1671 code for a protein of 556 amino acids. Lineage: Eukaryota; Viridiplantae; Chlorophyta; Mamiellophyceae; Mamiellales; Mamiellaceae. The transcript has a single exon.
AUGGAGCUCAACCCUUUCGCGAUGCCCAAGGGAGACACGGUGGAGGAAAUGCGCGAGACGCUUCGGCGCAUGGAACUCCGGGAGAAGGCCCAUCAGCAGUCUCUCAGCGUGUUUGAGAAGACAACCUUCGUGUCUCGGCAGGGCGGGACGAUGGCCGCCGCGCUCGCGGAGGUUUCCUCACCCCGCGGGAUCGGUGACGGCGAAAAUCUCAUAGGAGGCACGCGCACCAACGAGGAACUCAUCGCGGAUACUCUGCGAAGGGGCGAGGGCCACGGCAGGGAGAACCUGAAAGACUUCAUCUCCAAGAAGCGGGAGAUCUUCCUCACCCAGAUGUCGCUCGACGUCAAGCAAGCCGAGAUUCGCAAGCUCGAGGAGCGCGCGCUGCGCAGGGAGGAGGCACUGACUCGAUCGGAGCAGAUGUUGGAAGAGGAUGCGCUGCGUUUCGAAGGUUUCCUGAAGGAGAACGACCUGAAGGUACAGGAGGCGAUCCGCGCGGGCGAGGCGGAGACCAAGCAGAAGAACGACCGCGUGCAGGAGAUUAAGCGAAUCAACGCUCAGAUGACCGUGAUCAAGACCGAGCUCUCCAAGACGAGGGACAGGCUGGACGACUGCCGCAGGUACAAGACGUUCCUCGAUGACAUCACGGACCCCGAGUUCUUCGCGGCGGUUGGCGACGCUAAGCGCAUGCGGCGGGAGGAGAGGCGCCGGAAGAGACAGGCGGAGAGGGACGCGUACGCGGCGAUGGUGGACGCCAUCGGUUUGGCGGACCAGGAGAUUCCCGAGAAGGAGCGUGCCCUGGAGGAGGCGAAGCGGAAGGGUCGCAAGGCUGAGGCGGCGGCGCAGCUCGAGCUCGAGGCGGCGAUCAAGGCUGCGCAGGACGCGAGGGAGGCGGUUGACGCGGAGCCCUCACCCCCGGGGACGCCGGAGAAUGACGACUCGGACAGCGAGGUGCCGAUGUACUUCACCUCCCCGAGGCAGCUCCCGGAGAUCUACGGGCAGCUGGAGGAGGCCAACCUGUUCCUCAUUCAGAACGCGCAGGAGACGGAGGACAUCUUGGAGGAUUUGAAGAACAAGGAGAGGGAGGUCCGGGCGAGGAUGGAUGCCGAGAACGCGUCGCUGAGGACGCAGGUUGAGCAGCUCGAGGCGCAAAUCGAACGCGAGGAGGCCAAGGCUGACGCGCUCCUCAACGGGGCGGCCAAGACGCGGAGCAAGAAAAAGUCGGGUCCCCUGUCGAACGUCGCGCCGGCGCCUGGUUCCGACGUUUCGUUGGAGCGGCUCGACGAGAAGACGGCGGAGGUGUACGCCCGAGCGGGGUUCGCGCCGGAUCCGUCCAUAUCCACCAUACAGAUGUUGACGAACAUGGAGAUGCGUUUGGAGCGGUACCUCGCGGACGCGGACGUGAUGCCCGCGGCGUUCGUGGCGGAGGAAGAGAAACGUCUGGAGCGCGACAGGCGAGCGAAGCAGAGGAUCAUCAACCUCGAGCUGGAGAAGAUCGCCGCGGAGGAGCGCAGGGCGAAGAGCAUCGCCAAGGCGAACGAGCCCGUGAAGAAACGCACGGGCAAGCCCCUGAUGACUCGUUCGCUUCCGCCGUCGAGGAAGAAGAAAGAGGCGACGGAGAAGCUGGACCCAGAGGUGGAGGAGCUCAACAGGUUCUUAGCGAUGGACUUUUGA